AUGAAUAGACCGCCACAGGGUCGUGGUCAGCCACGGGUGGGCGCGACAUGGUAUCCAGGGGGUCACGAUGACUUUUACAUGCCGGAGGUCAUAUCCCCCUCUCCUCAAAGAGUCAUGCCAGAUGUUCCUGAGAACAUGCAGGACAACAUCGCCCAGCUGGAACAUCGCGCUCAUGACCCCCGCCGCCAACCGCCCGCGCAGUACCAACAAGCCUAUCCCGAGCGCACGUCCUCGGCGGCCCAAGGCCCUCCUCAACACAAUCAAGUGCAUGAUCCAAGCUCCUACGCGCAAUCGGCCACCUACGAUAGUAUGGAUCAUCCCAACUUUUCGCCGUUCCCCGUCCUCCGGAACCCGCCCCCAAACGUCCCGCCCACCGAUGAACAGAGGGAAGCGAGCUUGGAACGCGCGCGGAUGGCCGUGCUCUCGACGACCGACCCCGAGAUGCAGCUGGCGUGGGCCUUGGACGCCCUCGCCUUUGUCGAGGUCGCCGCGCAGAACGAGGCCCGACUGAGUGUGACGCAGCCCCCGCGCCCGCAGACCCCGCAGGUCGAGCGGCAGUUGAGGGUGGACGCCAUGAAUAUCGUCGGCUUCCUGGCUGAACAGCGCCACCCCAAAGCCGAGUUCAUCAAGGGCAUGUGGCUCGAGUUCGGCAAAUUUGGAUGCCCCGUGGAUCGCAAGGAGGCAUUCCGAUCGUAUUCGCGGGCGGCCGAGAAGGGAUAUGCGCGUGCUGAAUACCGAAUCGGAAUGCAGUUUGAGAGCUCGGGGGAGCCAGAGAAAGCGAUCAAACAUUACCAGCGGGGUGUCGGGCGGGCGGACUCUGCGUCCUACUAUCGCCUGGGAAUGAUGAUUCUGCUGGGUCAACAUGGCCAGCGACAGGAUUUCAACACUGGCCUAGAGUAUAUUCGCCUGGCGGCGCAAUCAUGCGAUCAGAACGCACCCCAAGGUGCAUAUGUAUAUGGUAUGCUUCUCGCUCGGGAGCUCCCCCAAGUGAGUGUACCCGAGACUUUCUUGGCGAUGGAUCUCGACCUGGCCCGUGUCAAUAUCGAGAAGGCCGCCUAUCAUGGAUUCGCCAAAGCCCAGGUUAAAAUGGGUGCGGCCUAUGAACUCUGUCAGCUGAGUUGUGAUUUCAACCCGGCGCUGUCGUUGCACUACAACGCAUUGGCGGCUCGCCAAGGAGAACCCGAAGCCGAGAUGGCGAUCAGCAAAUGGUUCUUGUGUGGACAUGAGGGGGUCUUUGAAAAGAAUGACGAACUGGCAUUUACCUACGCUCAGCGCGCGGCGCAGAGCGGUCUCCCUACCGCUGAGUUUGCGUUGGGUUACUUUUAUGAGGUUGGCAUUUUUGUUCAAUCUGAUAUCAAGGAAGCUCGCUCCUGGUAUGCCAAGGCCGCUGCGAGCGGCAACAAAGAUGCAUCUGGUCGUAUCGAAAGUAUCUCUCGCUCCAAGACUCUGUCGCGAAAGGACCACGAAAAGGUAGCGAUUUCACGGAUCAAGUCGACGCGAUACACCGCUCAUCAGCGCGGUAACUCCUUGGAGACUACCCCGGAGAAUAUACAAAUGCCGGACCCAUCGAGGAUGACCCUCUCGGACGGGCCCCCAACUGCCGCUCCUUACCCUGACCGUCCCCACUCUACUCGUCCCCGGCCACAGCAGGGAUACCAGCUGUCCGACCCUCGCCCAAGCUCUGCUUUCGGCGUCAACCCCAACUUGCGACAGAACGCGACCCCGGGAUACGGUGGCCCGCCUCCCUCGGGCCCUGGAUCUCGCAACCCCUCAUACGGACCUGGUGGGCCUGGGCCUGGUCCCAUGAACUACCGCCAGCCUGGCCCUGGAACACCACUCAGCGCCCCUGCUGGGCCCACCAGCCCGCAGAGCGGUAACAUGAUCAGCCCGAGUGGAACUCCUCGUCUCGAUAUUGGAUAUUCCGCACCCAUGCCACCUCCCGGCGGAAGACGUCCCCCGCCUCGAUUGGAUUCGGCAGGUCCUCCGGAUCGCAAACCCAUGCGCACCCCCGUUUCAGCCGUCUCAUCCCAGAAUGGACUCCCUUCGCCCAGGCAGCAGGCGUCCCCCCGUCCCCCGGGCUCUCCUUCAUAUCCUCCUCGCACAGAGUCCCGACAACCCUCUCGGGGCUCUGGUGCCUCUACGCCACAGCCAGCUCCCUCGGUUGCCUCGUCGACCGCAUCUGCCCCGCCCCCGCAGCAGAAGCCCGCCGCGAAGCCAGCCAACAGUAGCAAGCCACCAAGCAAGGGACCCAAGACCUUUGAGGAAAUGGGUGUUCCUAGUGCGAAGAAUGACAAUGAUUGCAUUCUUCGAGGCUUACAUGAAAAGAAGGAGAUUGAAGGACGAGUUUCUGGGAAACAAACUGUCUACCAUGCCCUACAAGACCCCUCGGACGUCAUGACCCCUUCCGCGGCGGCGGCGCUCAAGCUCGAAAUUGACCAGCUCGAGAGUCAGCUUGCAACCUUAAAAACCGAGGAGAAAAGGGCCCGAGCAGCGUUGGCCAGUCUGAAAGCAUUGCCUCGAAUCUCCGAACUUCGCCACGACAUCAGCCACUUGGAGAGUGAAGAGUCGGCGAUCCGAACGCGCUUGGCACGCCACCACGAGGAUGACCCCGUGGAACUCUCACCGGCAGCACGAGCAAAGCUUGAGACGGAAUGGAAGCAGUGGCAGCGACAUGCCAGCGUCCGCCGGCGCAUCUGCCGCGAGCUGUGGGGACAAUGCUCUGAGGUUGUUCCGGAGGGUAUGACGGCGGUGGAACUGUGGAUUCAUUUAUACCGAGUGGAUUCUGACGACAAGGUGUCAGGAAUCGCUGGGGCUUGA
Penicillium brevicompactum is the source of this 2817-nucleotide messenger RNA. RefSeq lists its product as uncharacterized. NCBI's taxonomy places the organism in Eukaryota, Fungi, Ascomycota, Eurotiomycetes, Eurotiales, Aspergillaceae. Gene Ontology annotation, molecular function: protein binding. The transcript is spliced from 7 exons. The record is from RefSeq and is a predicted model, not a curated record. The coding region runs from base 1 to 2817 and encodes 938 amino acids.